AUGCAACGCAGCGUUAUUUGCGGUUUGCAGGACCGACCGCAGCGCAAGCCUGCCAAUCAAUCCCUGGAGCAUGAGCAUGAGCAUGAGCAUCAUGGCGCAGCGUGGCACAGCGCGGCGCAGCAGCAGCACGCAGCAGCAGCUCUCCAGGCAGCCUCGGCCCUCGACCCGGCAUCUCACGCAGACGCAGACGCAGACGCAGACGCAGACGCAGACGCCAUCAGCCAGGCAGGGGUGCCAGUCUGA
Molecule: messenger RNA, 243 nt
Organism: Ustilaginoidea virens
Lineage: Eukaryota; Fungi; Ascomycota; Sordariomycetes; Hypocreales; Clavicipitaceae
Exons: 3
Coding region: 1-243 (80 amino acids)
Source: RefSeq, a predicted model, not a curated record